Molecule: messenger RNA, 736 nt
Organism: Formica exsecta
Lineage: Eukaryota; Metazoa; Arthropoda; Insecta; Hymenoptera; Formicidae
Exons: 5
Coding region: 233-589 (118 amino acids)
Source: RefSeq, a predicted model, not a curated record
AAUGUGCCUCCAGUGUGUGGCAUAUAGCUUUUUGAAAUGACGAUUGUAUUAUAAUUAGAGCUAUGUUUCAUCAGUUGUACUUUUGGCACCUUUUUCCGUUCCUCCUCUUUUUUUCUUCUCCGUGAAAGAAGCCGGAGUGUACAUUUAUUCUUUCUGUGUAAAUAGGAUGCAUUCGUACAAUGGUAUUUCGUGAUCAGCGAUAACAGUAGCCACGCGUUAGCGUGCAAAAAUAAUGUCUGUGCCUCGAAGAGACCAGUUGAGGGGCGGUGGUAUGCAAAUGAUAGAUACACAGAAUAUGUCCAAUUCUGUAAUUGAAAGAAACAAAAGUAUUAUAACAAAAUUUCCAUUUCCCCUCUACAAUAGAUUUCAUCAAAAUUGGCGUGUAGAUCCUGAAAUGUCGAGACAUUAUUGGACCGCAUCUUUCUUCUUACCGGUAGGAUCGAUUUUUAUUCUUGGAGUAGUCGUUUUGCUGAUGGUAUUGUUCAAACGAUGUCCUCAUACAGUAGCCGCGAUUGUUGCCGCAAUCCUCGCUAUCAUUAUCAUAUUAACAGCUAUAGUAUCGCUUAAUCAUGAGCCAAUUUACACUUAACAUGUUUAAGCCAAAUAAUGAUCGACUGUUAUAUUGAAUAAAUCUUUCUCUUUUAUAUACAUUAAACUGUGAGAGUACAGAACUGAUCGAAUAUUUACAAAUUUUGUAACAAUUGUAUACAUUGAAUAAAUAGAUAUGUUACUUACU